Musca domestica (house fly) is the source of this 1895-nucleotide messenger RNA. It is a transcript of the gene Alp11, whose product is annotated as alkaline phosphatase. Bases 249 to 1874 code for a protein of 541 amino acids. NCBI's taxonomy places the organism in Eukaryota, Metazoa, Arthropoda, Insecta, Diptera, Muscidae. Gene Ontology annotation, molecular function: alkaline phosphatase activity. The transcript has 3 exons. The record is from RefSeq and is a predicted model, not a curated record. Gene Ontology annotation, biological process: dephosphorylation.
AUUCCGUGUUGCAAGUUUCGAACCUGAAAUAAGUGUCAGUUUUAUCUCCAUUAAAUGGGCCUCACAGCUGGAAGGCAAUGAUAUGGUCAUAAAGAGAAGUCGAGGGUUAGAAAAGUUAAAAAUAGUGAUAAAAAUAGGAAAAUAUUUAAAUAAAGAUUUGGUUUUGGAAUUUUUUUCAUUUUAUUACGAGAAACGGUCGAAGAAGUUUGGUUGAAAAUAAAAAAAUUGAAAAAAAAAAAGAGAAAAAAAUGACCCACGAUUCCAAAACGUUUUUAGUUAUUGGCCUCAUAGCGGCAUUGGCUUGUACGGCCACCACCAAAUCACAUGGCAUUUUGGAUUACGAUGAAGAUUCCUAUCAUAGCGAUGUGUUUGAGAGGCAUACCCACAUGGCCAGAAAUAUGCCUUCGGAUUUGGCCCAAAAUAAAAUCACACCUCCGGCCGAAAAGGACUCACAAUUUUGGAUAAAAAAUGCCCAAAGGGCCGUAAAGCAGAGGGCGGCUCUGCGCCUCAAGAACAAAAAGGCCAAGAAUGUGAUUUUCUUUUUGGGUGAUGGCAUGUCCGUGGGUACUCUGACGGCAGCACGUAUACUCAAGGGUCAGCGCCAGGGUCGUACCGGGGAGGAAUCGGUGUUGACCAUGGAACAAUUUCCCUUUGCGGGAUUGAGUAAGACCUAUUGUACAAAUGGCCAGACAGCCGAUUCAGCCUGUUCUGCUACAGCCUAUUUGACCGGAGUCAAGACAAAUCUCCUAAUGAUUGGCGUAAAUGGCCAUGUUACCUUCAACAAUUGUUCGCUGAGCUCAAAUCCCGAGUAUCACACGGAAUCUAUUGCCCAAUGGGCCCAGCGGGCGGGAAAAUCAACGGGCAUUGUUACCACAACCACAGUGACCCAUGCCAGUCCUUCCGGAAAUUAUGCCCAUGUGGCCAAUCGCAAUUGGGAAAGUGAUUAUGAUAUUGUCAAAUCCAAGGCCUAUACACAUGGUGAGCCGUGUGCGGAUAUUGCCAAACAAUUGGUGCAACAGGAACCGGGUAAGAACUUCGAUGUCAUAAUGGGUGGUGGAUUUAAGAAAUUCAUACCCCACACCCAGCAUGAUGUGUUUGGGGUGCAAGGUGAGCGUAGAGAUGGGUUAAAUCUGGUUGAAGAAUGGUUGGGCCGUAAUGCCCAUGGCAAACUUGUCACGAAUCUGAAAGAGCUGCAGGCGAUCGAUUGUCAUGAAACCUCCAAGCUUUUGGGACUAUUUCAUUCAUCUCACAUGGAAUACAAUGCCAAGGCUCAAAUGAACAAACCUCUGCAGCCGCGUCUGAAGGAUAUGACCGAAGCGGCCAUAAAAAUGUUGGAGAAAAACGAUCAGGGCUAUUAUCUUUUCAUUGAGGGUGGACGCAUCGAUCAUGGUCAUCAUAAUACCAUUGCCGGUUAUGCGUUGGAUGAAACGUUGGAAUUUGAUGAGGCCAUACGUCGAGCCUUGGAACUGACAAGUGAAGAGGAAACCCUAAUUGUGGUAACAGCUGAUCACUCCCACACCAUGUCAAUGUCGGGUUAUCCUGGUCGCGGCAAUCCCAUAUUGGGUUUAAAUCAAUAUAAUCGUGAUCUGGAGGGUAUACCGUAUAGUGUGUUGAACUAUGCUCUAGGGCCGCAGCAGUAUCAGGAUGAGAAUGGCAAACGUUUGGAUUUGUCGACACAAAAAUAUGAUGACUAUUUGGUGAAGCCAAGCUAUAUCCACACAAAAAUGGGUGCACAUGCUGGCGAAGAUGUUGCCAUAUUUGCCCGAGGACCACAAGCCCAUUUAUUUUCCGGUACAAUGGAACAGAAUGUCCUGCCACAUUUGAUGGCCUAUGCCGCCUGCAUUGGUCAUGGAAAGCAAUUUUGUCAUGAAUAAAAUGUGUGUUUAACUAUUCUA